AUGUUCCCAUUUUGCGCGGCUGGACUUGUUCUCGUGCCCUGGCUCGUCAACAUUGCGUCUCCGGCUGAUGAAAUGCGUAAGAAACUCGAGGACAUGGACUGGCUGGGGAACUCUAUGUUCAUCGGCUCGGCCACCUUGUUGCUGGUGGCCGUCUCCUGGGGAGGUUUGCGCUACAGUUGGGGCAGCGCAGGCACUCUUGUGCCAUUGCUGCUCGGGGCAGUCGGUAUGGCGCUGACUAUCAUCUACGAGUCAUGCUUCGCGAUGUCCCCGUUCUUGCAACGCCGACUUUUCCAGACCGCCAGCUCCAUCGCGACGUAUGUUUGCGGCGCCAUCCAAGGCCUCGUGAUGUACGGGCAGCUGUAUUACGUGCCCCUGUACUUUAUGGAUGUCAAGGGGUUUACUCCGGUCCAGACCGGCGUCGCACUCUUCCCCGUCAUGUUCACGCUGGUGCCGGCAUCCAUCAUCACCGGUCGACUUGUCACGGUAUUCAACAACUACCAGUGGCCGAUCUGGGCUGGCUGGGCUCUGGCCACCGUCGCCUCCGGGCUGAUGAUGCUGUGGGACGUCGAGACGCCGACGAAGGCAUGGGCGCCGACGCUCGUCCUUCUUGGUCUUGGCCAUGGCUCCAUUUUGAACGCGCAGAACAUGGCGUCGCACGCUCUCUGCGACAAAGGCGACGAAGCGAUCGCCACGGCGAUGUACGCCUUUCUCCGACAGUUUGGCAUGGCAAUCGGAGUGGGCGUCGGCGGAUCCACUUUCCAGAAUGUGAUGCUGCGCAAGCUAGAGGACGAUGGCUUGGCCCCCGCAGGUACGCACGGGGGUGCCCAUGCUAUUUCCUCCCUGUUCGCCGCGACCGACGACGCUGAGCUGCGAUCCAAGAUCGUGGAUGCGUACGUGUAUGGCCUGCGAGGCGUCUACGGA
This is a messenger RNA of Colletotrichum tamarilloi, 921 nucleotides long. RefSeq names its product major facilitator superfamily transporter. The record is from RefSeq and is a predicted model, not a curated record. Gene Ontology annotation, molecular function: transmembrane transporter activity. The annotation marks the transcript as partial. Lineage: Eukaryota; Fungi; Ascomycota; Sordariomycetes; Glomerellales; Glomerellaceae. Gene Ontology annotation, biological process: transmembrane transport. The transcript has 2 exons. Gene Ontology annotation, cellular component: plasma membrane.